Molecule: messenger RNA, 8648 nt
Organism: Sorex araneus (European shrew)
Lineage: Eukaryota; Metazoa; Chordata; Mammalia; Eulipotyphla; Soricidae
Gene: MRPL17
Product: mitochondrial ribosomal protein L17
Exons: 3
Coding region: 48-566 (172 amino acids)
Biological process (GO): translation
Cellular component (GO): ribosome; mitochondrial large ribosomal subunit
Molecular function (GO): structural constituent of ribosome
Source: RefSeq, a predicted model, not a curated record
CGCGCUUCCACUUCCGGCCUGUCAGGAGCUGGAGAAGCGGGGUCGACAUGCGGCUGACAGUCGCCGCCGCCAUCUCCCAUGGGCGCGUAUACCGCCGCCUGGGCCUUGGCCCGGAGUCUCGCAUCCACAUGUUGCGGAACUUACUAACGGCACUGGUGCGACACGAACGCAUUGAGGCGACCUGGGCGCGCGUGGACGAGAUGAGGGGUUACGCGGAGAAGCUCAUCGAUUAUGGGAAGCUGGGCGACACCAACGAACGGGCCAUGCGGAUGGCUGACUUCUGGCUCACGGAGAAAGAUUUGAUCCCAAAGCUAUUUCAGGUGCUGGCCCCUCGAUACCAGGGCCAGAACGGCGGCUACACCAGAAUGCUGCAGAUCCCAAAUCGGAGUGAGCAAGAUCGGGCCAAGAUGGCAGUGAUCGAGUUUAAGGGGAACUGCCUCCCACCCCUGCCCCUACCUCGCAGAGACAGCAACCUCACACUCCUAAACCAGCUGCUGCAGGGCCUGCGGCAGGACCAGGAAAGGUGCGUCCACAGCUCCCACGCGGCUCAAACGCCCGGGUUGUAACUGAAGCCAAAGAGCAUAUGGCCUUCCACCAUCAGUGGGGGUGAUCUCAGGCCUUGAAAGCUCUAAGAAGAACUGAAGCCAGACUUGUAAAAGGGCAAUCUUAAUGGAGUCCAGAACCUUCUGGGGAGCCAGAUGACCCUCUCUUUGCACAGAUAAAAUUCCUUGUAUGAGUAUAUGCAAAUAUGCAAACUAUGUUUUUCUCACUCAUCACCCCCACCUCUCUUUUGGAUCACUGGAAAAUGGGAACUAUCCAAAUGAUUACUGAACCUGCAACAGUAAAUACACAGUGAAUGUUUCUGGCUCAGAUCUGGGUUGUGUUUGGUUAACAGAGUUUUGUUUUCCUUAAUACUAGUUUUUAUUGGCCAUUAAUCUAUAAUUCCAAACUAGUGCCCAAAGGUAAGUAGUUUUGACAGCAUAAAAACAGAACUUCUGGGUUUUAAGAGUUGAAAAAAAAGGGGUUGGGGGUGGUAUUCCUGGCAAAGAUAGUAGAUUUACUUCUAGAAGGGAAUUACCUUAAACUAGAAUAUUAGGAACUUUUGAGAAACACUACAACCAUUCUUAUGUUUGCAGGAUUGCUAUGACUCAUAUGCUCUCCUGAAGCCCCGAAUGGGCCUCAGAGAAAAGAACCUGAAACCUAGAUGUACCAGUUCUGGACAAGAAGAUAGGAAAUGAACUUUAGGGAAAGCAUUAAGUGUUUUGUUAUAUUCCAGCAUUAAGUUAUACCCCAUCAUAAGUACCUUCAUGCCGGAGGGGAGGGUGUAAAGAAUUGAAUUGAGAGGAGGAUUAGGAAGUUAAGGUGCUGGGAAUUUCCUGGAAGUUUUUGUUGUCAAGUGUGGACCUCCUUGGGAACUCAGAAAAAGGAAAUCCGGCUUCAGAAUGGCCAGGCCCAUGAGAAGUAGGAAGUUCCUGUAUAUCCACUAAUUACUGUGAAGCCGGCUUUCCCCAGCCAGAUUGUCCAUUCCUCAGACAGACAAUUUUAAGAUUUAGAGAGUUAGGAUCAUUGGCCUGAACACUUCAUAGCAAGGCCUAACGGUUCCCAUAUUCCUCGUAGAGUGGAAGAAGAGAUUUGGCCUGGGAAUCCAGUCAGUGUCAUAUUAAGGAUACUAAGGAGAAAGAUGGAAGAGUCACUGGUCUGGAAGAUAGCUCUGGUAGCAUGGUAGCUAUUUCACUAUAGCUGCCUUUUUGUCAGGUAUCUGCUCCGAAUUCUCCAUCUUUUUCCUUCUACUACAAUCUGUCCUUCAUACCUUAGCCAAAAAGCUGUGUAUUUUUUGAGUGGCAUAUAGUAGAUAAUCAGCAAUGGCAUAAACUUAAAACUAAAUAUUGUGGCUGGAGACAGUACAGCAGGCAGAGCACUUGCCUUGCAGGAAUCAUACUUGGGUUCGAUUCCCAACAUCCCACGUGGUAGCCUGAACACCCCCAGGAAUAAUUUUUGAGUGCCGAACCCAGAGUAAUCCCUGAACAUCUCUGGGUGUGACCCAAAACUCCCCCCAAAAAAAUGCUUUCCCAAAAAGUUUAUAUCCUAUCUUGUUGGCAAAGCAUUCACCUCAGGGAGGUAUUUUAGAGUCAUCCCUUACUCCAAGAGAAAAGUUCUUUUUAAAAAACAAAACCACAUCUUUAAGCAUUAGUAUCAGGUGGAUUAUGGCUGAACUACUAUAGCUUUUCCUCUUAGUCCCCAGAAAUAUGCCUCCUCUGGGACUUCAUUGCCUAAGUAGGUACUAAACAUCUGCUAAAACACAUGAGCAUAUUAGACACUAAGGAUGCAAAACAUUUGCAAUAUGUGUUGGACAAAGCUAAAUUCUGGGAAUAUAGGGGAGAGAAGAAACAGCCUUUGACAACAAGGAACACAAUCUAAUGCAUCACUUCUGCUGCCAUGGUGACAUAAGACACUUCAUCUCCUUUGAUAUUUUGACCCAAAUAUGACUUCAUCAAAUUCUAGGACAUUUACUAAAGGUAAAGAUUAGCAGCAAAAAUAAACAUACCUAUUUUUGCAGAUCUUGUCAAUAAAUUAAAAUGUUGCAUCACAGUUGAUGGAUUAUAUUUUCAAGUCCUCCAAGGAAACACUAAUAAAUUCUAAACCCAUGAGAGAGGGACACAGAUAAAAUGUCCACACAGGAAUUAUCUUCCUAGACAGCAGUUGUUUAAGAGUGGCAAAGUUGGCUCACACCCUUAAAAAGAUGUCAAACUCAGUCUAAUCUCAAAGAGCAACAGUAGAGAGAUAAGAGUAAGUCCAAUGUAUGAAGAGAAAACAUCACAAAAACUAGGGACUAUUUCCUUAUACUCAUCUAAAGUCAAACUAAAAUAUAUUGAUCUUAUCUUCACAUUGUUUCUCAAAGCUGCCAUCAUCUGCCUCCUUGGAUUUUAGUUAUCUGAAUGAUUUUCUUGACUGGCCUCCCUCUAAACAGACCAUACUGACAAAUCUAAUGCUUAAUUUCCUGUUGCAUGAUCUCUAGUGACUUCUUUCCUGUGGGGAAGAGUCCAAAUUCCCUACCAUGACUCCCCUCAAUAAUUAGACAUCUGCUCAUUACUCCAGCUACUUCCCUUGCCUUAUUUUUUUCUUCCCAAAAAAAUCUUUCACAAAACUAAAAGUCUUUGUUUCCUAUGCACAACUUUUCUCUAGCUGUCUUUCCAUUCAGAGAUACCUUUUAUCUACAUAACUUGUUCUCAACUUUUAGAAUCUCUCUGACCAUCCUAUUUAAGUUAAUUUCUUUAUAAAUUCAAGUGCCAUUGUAUUCAUUAUUCAUUGAAUUUACUACUUCAUUUUGACAUUUCUCAACAGUGAAUAGAUUGGCUCCCAAACAUCAAUCCCAGAUUGGUCUGAGAUAGUCACUAUAUUACCAUUAUUGAUGGAUUCAAGAUCUCUAGACUUCAACUAAUUUGAUACAGAAUACAUGAUCUAUACUGGAGUAAGGCACCAUGUUAUUUUGAGGAUCAGUUUUUAGGCUGAAGAUGACACAAGUGUAGAUCCAAAUCACUAAGACAGACUACAUAGUAGUGAUGUUUAGUACUCAUUCCCAUUUGAACCUGACUUUUAUGUUAAUAGCUGUAGCACUGUAGCACUGUCAUCCCGUUGCUCAUCAAUUUGCUCGAGCGGGCACCAGUAUCAUCUCCAUUGUGAGACUUGUUACUGUUUUUGGCAUAUCGGAUACACCACGGGUAGCUUGCUGGGCUCUGCUGUGCGUGCGGGAUACUCUCGGUAGCUUUCCGGGCUCUCCAGGAGGGACAGAGGAAUCAAACCCGCGUCAGCCAUGUGCAAGGCAAACGCCCUACCCUCUGUACUAUCACUCCAGUCCAUGUUAAUAGCUACCAAAAAUAAUUACCUGUUAAUUUUUUAUUUGUAGUGUUGAAACUUUGAUAUUCUCCUGCACCAAUUUUUUUCACUUUUAUCUCAGAUCAAGAAAUAUUUUACAUCAGAAUGCAAUAUUCCUAACUACAUACAGUUGAAACCAACAUCAUGAAACAUGAUUUACCUUUACAAAUAGGCAUAGUAAUCUUUCCUACUCUUCUAGUUCAUUUUUUUUUUUAAAUGCUGGUCCCAAUUUACUAAAUUGGGUCUACAGCUCAAGGGUGGAUUGCAAUUUGCUCUUUAAAAAACACUGAUCUCAACUAGCGUUACAGUGACUCACCAUUGCCUUGGCUGCCUAAAAUCCAGACAUCAUAACACAAAAGUCUCCUGUGGCUCAGUUUGGGUAGCUUCUUUUUCUCAUCUCCCAUUAUCUGCUGCCACCCUUCAUCAAAAACUACUUGUUAUUCUUUAAAUGCAUCAUACUUUUGUGCAUGAUGUUUCCUGUUCUAUACUUGGUUGGUCUGUUUCGAGUUACCUCUUAUCUGACAUUUAAAUUUCUCCUCAGAAGUCUUUAUUUUUGAAGCCUCCAAACCACAGUACCCUGCAAGCAGUUCUUCGGCAUAUGCCUACCGAAGGCAUAUGGCAUUCCACUCUACUACUCAAUAUAUGUUCACUAAAAGACGAGAUGUGAGCUAGUUCUUAUCCAUGACAUAUAUAAUUCUGACUUUAAAAGCAGUCUGUGGGGAGGGGCUGGAGCGAUAGCACAGCGGGUAGGGCGUUUGCCUUGCACGCGGCCGACCUGGGUUCUAAUCCCAGCAUCUCAUAUGGUCCCCUGAGCAUCCCAUAUGGUCCCCUGAGCACCGCCAGGAAUAAUUCCUGAGUGAAGAGCCAGGAGUAACGCCUGUGCAUCGCCGGGUGUGACCCAAAAGCCAAAAAAAAAAAAAAAUGCAGUCUGUGGGGAACUGGAGCAAUGGCACAGGGGAUAGGGCGUUUGCCUUGCACGACCCAGGUCCAAUUCCCAGCACCCCAUAUGGUCCCCUGAGCACCGCCAGGGGUAAUUCCUGAGUGCAGAGCCAGGAGUAGCCCCUAUGCAUCGCCAGGUGUGGCCCAAAAAGCAAAAAAUAAAUAAAAAAUUAUUAAUUUUUUUUAAUUAAAAAAAAAAGCAGUCUGUGGUACUGUGUGCAGAGUCAAUGCUAAACUGCUUUGCUGAGUAAACCAAAGCUGAAGAUAAAGGCUCCUUCCUCUCCAGGGACAUUAGUGUUCCUGACUGUAAGAAUGUAAGCAUGUGUCUAAUUCAUUUCCCGCAUGCUUAAUAUCCCAUUUUCCUGAAAUAUUUCUAAGCCAACUGAUAGAUAAAAAAACUAUACAUCUUCCAAAAUGUAACCCUAAGUUAAAAUGAUGCUUCUUUUGUGAAGUAUUCCCCAGUAAAAAAUAUAGGCACUCUUCCAACUGUCCAGUUUCACACUGCAUGUCCUUUGUUUUAGCAAUGCCAUAGUUAAAUCCUUUGACACCCAUCCUUCCCUAGUUAAUGAACUCCUUGAGUUGUUUGCUCUAAUUCGUUCUUAAACCACUGAGGAGAGGAUGUAGAACUGUAUAGACAUUCAUAAAUGUCUAUUAGCUGGAUCAAUGUAUGGUGCUAAGUUCUUCAAACCGCUCUUCAUUUUGGGCAUAACUCCUCCCUUCCUUGGUUUCCUCCUACUUCAUCUGAAAAGAACUUCCUGUGAAGCUGAUUGCCCAUUGUUUGCUGCUGUGUAGUUACUGUACCUUUAAUAGGGCUUUCCUCCUGAUGCCCUGAAAUGCACUCCCUUAUUGUAGCUCUCCUCAGACUCUGGGUUGUCAACUUGGGAGUUAAAUUGAGAUGCCCUAAUAGGAAUGGUGAGUAUGUUUCUAGUUUGAGGAAAGGAAGUUAAACUUUACUGACAUCAUUACAUUUUUGUUCCACAAGGUAUCUUUUUCUCUCUAAAGUGUUUUCAACUUUUAAAAAUUAAAUAUUGUAUAUUUCACACACAAAGGUAUGUCAAAACUGAUGCUCUGGAAGGACAAUUAGAAACCCUGACAGAUUGCUGAGUCGUUUGAUGUAGCAAGCACAAUGUUAAAAGUCUACUGCCAACAGGUUCGAAAUGAAAAUACAAGUUGUACCUAGGAAUGUCACUGAAAAACAAUGCCAUUGUCCUGUCUUAGUUUCUUCUGCUUAUCUUAAAGUGGUCUCAGACCACGAGAUAGCACAAAGGAUGGAGUGUGCGCCUGUUUGGACGAUCAUGCACCACUGGGAAGCCCCUCUAAAGAAAUGGGAAAAAAUCGGUCUCAGAAAAUCUGAUAAUUAUCGUUUUCCUCUAUCCCAGAAGGAAUAAAAGAAAGGAAAAAUAAUUCAUUUCAAUGUGUGCUGAUUUUGAAAUGCCUGGGAGCAUCUGGAAUUUGGGAGAGUUCUUUGCUGGGAGAACAGAUUUGGGAGUUGUCAGUAAUUAAAGCUAAGGAAAUGGAUGGGGUGACUCAGUGUAUAUACAGAUGGAAAGGAGGCUGAGGUCAUACAUUAAGGGGCAGAUAGGAUACAGAAUCCAUGAAGGGGAGAUUGAGAAAGUGUCUUUAACAGAGAAAAGGACCUGCAAAACCCAUCACAGUAUCUAGUAUAGUGUCUUCCUUGUGCAGAGAAGGUACUCAAAAAUAAUGUAUCAUAUUGUUUCAGCAAGUAUAUUUCCUCUCCAUCAAAGGACUGUGCUAGUAUAGGAAUACAAGGAUGACUGCUCAAGAACCCAAAAGGCAAGCAUUGGAGGGACAGAUCAUAAAUGAGUGUGACAUAGUGGUGCACAAGAUAUAUUGUGCACUGUGAAAGAUGGCAAAUGAGGUGCUUGUCAGAGAAACAGUACUAGGGUUGAAUCUUGAUAAGUAAGUGGAUAUUCAUCAAACAGAGGGGACAGAAGUAAGCUGGGAGGACAUUCCAGCCAGCAAGAUCUGCAGGUAUAAAUGCACUGAAUUAUAAACAGUUUGAAGUGCUUGAGAAAUUCCAGGGAAAUAAUUUGGUACAGCUGGAAUUUUGUAUUUGAGGAAGAAGUAGAGGAAAUGAAGCAGGAAAGCCAGGCAAGAUCAGGUUACAAAAGACCCCUCAAGACAUGAUAAAGUGCUUGGAUUUUAUCCUGAAGACUAGGGAAGUCACUGGAGGAUUUUUAAGUGGAGAGAAAGGGAUCAGAUUUGCUUUUCAGAAAGAUCAUUCUUGCACCAGACUGGAAGAUGGGUUAAAGGGGCAAAACUAGGAGCAAAGAAAGCAAAUAGGAAGCUACUUAAGGGAUCCACGGGGAGCUGAUAAAAGGAAGUCUUCACUAGAUGAGGCCUGUGGUGUGGGAAUGGAAAGCAGCUGACAGAUCAGACAUCUAUAGAAGAUAUAGAAUUGAACUACAAGUUAUUGUAUAAGGUGAAAGAAGUUAAGAGUUGAGAAUGGUACCUUCAGUUGUCAGGUGGAAUAAUUCACUCACAAAGAAUGUGGACAGCAGGAGAGAAGCAGAUCUGAGAUAACUUUAAAGAACUUUGUGGUAGACAUAUUUAUAUCCUAUGAGUAGUUCUACAUCUCAGAUGCUAUAUGUCAGCUAGCAACACAGAUGUAAAAUCACACAAAUGGAAUUGAAGCAAUUGGAUUAAUAUUUUCAAGAACUCCCCCCAACUGAAAAUAGUAUAUAAAAUAAAAGAAAAGGUAGUCCUAAAUAGCACUGUCAUCCCAUUGUUCAUCGAUUUGCUAGAGUGGGCACCAGUAGCGUCUCCAUUAUGAGACUUGUUACUGUUUUUAGCAUAUCGAAUAUGCCACGGGUAGCUUGCCAGGCUCUGCUGUGCAGGUGGGAUACUCUUGGUAGCUUGCUGGGCUCUCCGAGAGGGACAGAGGAAUCGAACCCGGGUCAGCCGCUUGCAGGGCAAAUGCCCUACCCCUUGUGCUAUCGCUCCAGUCCUAAGAUAAAUAGACAUGUUAGUAAUAAAAAAAAAAAAAACAGGAAAAGUUCUCUGGAGAGGGAGAGAAAUAAGACUAAAAUUAAGACAACGAUGUCUCAAGAUGUAAGGGAAGGCAGUGUCAGUAUCUACUCAUGUCUCCCUCAGUAGAUUGUGACUCUGUGAGCAGACGCUAAAUGACUCCUCUAUUUUCAGGACCUAAUGCUGGGCUUAGGGUGUAGAGACCAGUUUAAUGAGUAUCUUUGCCCAUUGGGUUUGAAAGUUGAGGUAUUCACUGUUCACCUCUGACAGAGCAAUCUUAUGCAAUGCAAAACCUGGGCCAGAGAGAUAGUACAGUGGCUAAAGUGAUUAACUUGCAUGCUGCCAAGCCCACUUUGACACCCAAAACUACAUAAAGACAACUUGAGUUUGGCCACAAUGAAGAGAAGAUACCAAUGGUAUAGGAGCAACUUGAGAGGAAAGGAAAGUUAGAAAGCAAAUAUUUUCUUUCUGAAUUUUUAUGUACCUCCUAAACGAUUUGUCAUUACCCUAAUAUCUAAUGUUAUGGUAUUAGGAGGAGGAGCUUUGGGCUGAGCAUGAGGGUGGAAGCCUCAUGAGUGGGAUUGUAUUCUUGUGAAAGAGACUCCCACAGAGAUCUCUUGACCCUUCCAUCUUAUAACAACGUGUCAGGAAGGUAGCAGCUAUGAACCAGGAAGAUGAUCUUCACCAGAACUGGACACCAUACUGACUCUCUAACCUGGCACUUCUCGGUCUGCUGAACUAUGAGAAAUAAAUAUCUACUAUUAUAGAGUAACCCAGUCCAUGGUGUUUUGUUACAGCAGCUCAAUCAGGCAAAGAAAUGAGUGCUUUGGGGUCAGAGUGAUAGUACG